UCCUCCACGCAUUCACCUCUUCACCGCACACCGAUGUGGGCCGGCGGCGUUCUACCCACACGGUGAACCCAAUCCCCACACGAUGUCUCCGAUUACGCCCCGUUCACCCUUAGGAAAAAAAACAAGAUUUGAAGUUUUUAAUAUGUUUAGAUAGAUAUAAUAUUUCUUUUCUUAGGUGGAUCAACCAGAGGUGACAAUCUUCUUCUUCAGUUUCACUACAUCAUGAACAACAAACCCUAACCUUAACAACAAUGGAGAAACACAUUCAAAUCUUCUUACACAAAAUCUCCUACCUCUCUAUCACCAUCGCCACACUCACAUUAAUCCUGGUAUUCUUCUUCCAACCACUGCCGGAAACCUGCAUCAACCCUAACCCUAACCACCCCAAAUCCUCCUGCUCCGCCGCCCACCGCCGCACCACCACCGUCGGAACCAAAAACCACCGCCUCUGGUCCACCAACACCUGGACCAAACACGUCAAUUCAUUCUCCACACUCUUCACCCACCUCCAAACCCUAAAACUUAUCAACAACCACACACAAACGUUAAUUCUGUCUGCAGGUGGUGGCCAGGCGGUUAUGGCGUUGAAACAGAUCGGAUUGGUGGAUGUUGUUGGUGUGGAAUUGGUUGAUUCGCCUCCGUUGGUUAGCCGUGGUGAUCCGCAUAAUCUGCCGUUUUUCGAUGCGGUUUUUGACUUAGGGUUUAGUGUGAAUUUGGAUCAGGCGUUGUUUCCGGCUCGGUAUGUUAGGGAGUUGGAGAGGGUUGUGAGGGUUGGUGGUGUGGUGGUUGUGUGUGUUGAAGAGUGUGGGGAGAGUGGUGUGAGGGAGGUUUUGAGGUUGUUUAGGCGGUCGGAGGUGGUACGGGUGGGGAAUGUGACUGUUGUGGGAUCGAAAAUGACGAUGAUUGUUACCAGAAGAACUAUUUCUGUGUAACUCUGUAAGUCUAUAUUGUUACUUGUUGUAGAUGAUAUUCAUUGUUUAUAAUAUAACGUUUAUUGUCGAAGUUGUUGUGUUUAUCGAGUUAGUCUUAGUUGUUUACGAUUGUGUUUGGUUAUGCGGUUUCAUAGGUUUCAACUAUUGAGUAUGAUGCCCUUGAAUUAUCCUUAAACUAUAAGAUUAGAAAUUGAGUUUUAGAAUUUGAUGUCUAGCCUCUAGAUGCUUUAUUAUUAGAACGCACAUCCAAACGGCCUUUUGGACUCUUUUGAAGUUUGAACCUUUAAUUGUGGAGUGAGUCAUCUUAGUUUAAGAAGGGGGGACGUAUUUGGUUCAUUCGAGCCGUUGCAGCAAUAUCUUUAGUUUUGGUACAGGGGCAGUCGGAUCCUCAGCUAUCUGCACUAGACACUGGCAUCUGCUUUUUUAACAGACCAUUGGUCAACCGUACCAGGGGCUAGUGCAUAUUCUACAUGAACUGCCACGUCAUCCUCUUGUUCUUCUAUGACUGUCUGUAGGAAAACUGCAAAUGCAAUUUCACUUCACCAUAAAGCAAUCUUAAUUUGCUCUAUUGAUGGACAUCACCUGAGAAAGCUUGAAAGAAUGUCUCUGUAGAACUGUAUAAAGCUUUAUUAAGUACCGACAAAGGUAAAAGCAGGUUUCAAGGGUUUUUGAACAAUCUUGGAUGGUUAGUGAGGGAUACGGAGGUUGGAGAUUGUGGCAUUGGGGAGGAUGGCAAAGAUUGUUUGCGGUGUUGACAGGAAGACUUAUGAGUAUGGAAUCAUACGCGUUCGAUCGAAGCAAUUUGGAAGCGUUGGUAGUGUAAUCAGUUGAUGAUGAAUCGUAUGAGUGGCGGUGGUUGAGGUGGUCAUCAUGACGGUGAGUUCCAUGGAGGCAGAGGUGAAGAAUACUCUUUUAUUCAUUAGUAUAGAUUUAUUAUUAUAUUUGUAAUUAAUGUUAAUCCUAACUAUAAGCUAGAUGAAUAAAGCUUAUUCUCACGCCGGCUCCUACAGUGAGA
Messenger RNA from Helianthus annuus (common sunflower), 1947 nucleotides. RefSeq lists its product as uncharacterized. The record is from RefSeq and is a predicted model, not a curated record. Gene Ontology annotation, molecular function: S-adenosylmethionine-dependent methyltransferase activity. Bases 252 to 932 code for a protein of 226 amino acids. Lineage: Eukaryota; Viridiplantae; Streptophyta; Magnoliopsida; Asterales; Asteraceae. The transcript has a single exon.